Molecule: messenger RNA, 951 nt
Organism: Candidula unifasciata
Lineage: Eukaryota; Metazoa; Mollusca; Gastropoda; Stylommatophora; Geomitridae
Source: the annotation of a GenBank genome assembly
AUGUUCAAAUCCUCCAAGAAGAAAGAGGACAGUUAUGUCUGCACUCUGGACUCAGAGGUACAAGAAAAAGCAACAAAGGAAUUAAAUGAGGAUCCUAAAACUCGUCUGUUGGAAGUUAAAAAUUUGAAGACUCGACUGGAGAAAGUUCCAGGUCUGCAGCCACGAACCGAUGUCCAGUUUCUCCUACGUUUCUUACGAGCUCGCAAGUUUGACCAGGAAAGGACUUUCCAACUGGUGAAGAACUAUUACGACAUCCGUCUCCAUUUUCCGGACAUUUUCAGUGAUCUGAAGCCAACUAGGGUCCGGCAUGUCUUUGAUGAUGGCGUUUUUGAAGUACUGAAACAUCGGGACAAGGACGGAUGUAGAAUCGUCAUUUUCAGGCCAGAAGCCUGGGAUCCCGAACGGUACCCGAUCAUCGAUUUACUGAAAGUUGUUUAUGUGCUGCUGGCCAAAGUUCUAGAGGAAGAAGUCAUACAGGUCAAUGGAGUUCACUUAAUCAGUUACUUCUCAUCGUUGACCCUCAAACAAGUAUCACAGCUGACUCCGAGUUUGGCCAAGUUUUUCAUUAGCACUAUUCAGGAUGUUCUACCUAUGAGGCUGAAAAGAUACGAUAUCGUGAAAGAGCCAGCAUUGUUUGACGUUGUCUGGGCUAUCCUCAAACCGUUCAUGAAGGAGAAGCUUUUAGGGAGGAUUUUCCUUAACGGAGACAAGUUGGAUAAGUUACACGCGACAAUCCAGCCAGAGUUUCUGCCUUCAGAUCUGGGAGGCAAGCUACCAAAACAUAGUAACAAGGACUUGAUCGAGUCCCUGUUGGCCUCAGACGCCCAGUUUGAAGAAGACAACAAGUUUGGUUUCGUGAAGAUGAAUGUGAACAGCGACACUUCUGUCAGCAAAAGUGGAGAUGCCGACAUGCAAGGACUUGGCGGGACAUUCAAGAAACUAGAGAUAUAA